CAGAAAACCAUUCCGAGCGCUGCUGGAGGGAGAGAGAGAUAAAGACCGCCAGCUGUUUGUGCUCGAGCACCGUGUCAACGACGGGGAAGUAUUGAGCAGAGGAUCAUGGAGUUGAAGACAACUCACCUACAUGGUGGUUACUGGUUACAGGUGCCCGCUGCUUCACCAUUUUACCAGCGAAACAGUAUGACAAGGGCGCGCCGAGACCUGGCGGUAAUUACCGGAAUGUCUGAGGGACAUUGUUUAGUCAUGUGCCUAAACCACCGUAUUGUCUAUUAGCGGAGACCGGAGUGGUUUCGAGAGGAGGAGGUGUAAGGGCAGACAGGUAGGAGUCUAUUGCUUCAGUAGUAGUUUCGUUUUCACUUCUUGUCACCUGGUAAAUAACCAACCACCAUGGAUAACCACAAGGAGAGUAAGACGAGGAAACAGUCAAUGAAAACCAAAUCUACAAAACGCAAAGAGAAGAAAUACAAAGCCGGGAAGCUUUUCAGGAGGAAAUCGUUGAAGUCCGUUGGGAAUUUUAUGAGCAGGAUACUGAAAACUUUGGGAACUUUGGCACACUUUGGCGACGUCGAGCCACCUGACGGCGAGGAUGAUGAUGGCGGGUUCAGAGACAGCGCCGCGUGCACGUUGAGUGCCAACUCAGGGAAUUUUAAUACAGAUGAACUUCGGGUCUCGAGGGAGAUUAAGGUGAAGAAGAGCGCUUCAACUUUGUCUCCUCAUGGAUCUAUAAAAGACAGGCUGUCGUGGUGCUAUGGCGACAAAACUCCCGGAGUCCUUGGGUUGAAGAAUCAUGGAAACACUUGUUUCAUGAAUGCGGUGGUUCAGUGCCUCAGUAAUACGGACCUGCUGGCCGAGUACCUUGGUUUGGAACAAUACAAGUCUGAUUUGUGUCAGGGGAGAGUAAACGGAAUUGUAAAAAACGAGGACGCGCAACUUGCCAGGGGUGAGGUGACCACACAGUUGGCAUCCUUGGUGCGGGCGCUUUGGACCCUUGAAUAUACACCUCAACUGUCCGUGGAAUUCAAGAGUAUUGUGUCCAAGUACGGCUCUCAGUUCAGAGGGAACUCUCAGCACGAUGCCCUGGAGUUCCUGCUCUGGCUCCUGGACAGCGUCCAUGAGGAUGCCAACCCCACCACCAACAACAACCACAGCGGCAGCAAGACCAAAGCCAACGGAAAGGGCCUGCUGGGUGGAGCGGAGGAGAGCCCUGUCUCCGGCCCAGCAGCAGCACAUCAGCCUAGGAUGCGGCACAGCUUCGUCCAGGACCACUUUCAGGCACAGUACAGGUCCUCCCUGACAUGUCCACAUUGCCUUAAACAGAGCAACACCUUUGACCCCUUCCUCUGCAUCUCACUGCCCAUUCCCCUGCGGCAAACCAGGUGUAUGAGUGUGACCCUGGUGUUCAGUACGAAGGGUCAGAGGUAUCUACGUGUUGGUCUGGCUGUGCCUCUCAUCGGCUCCAUCUCCUGCCUGCGUGCCAUGGUUGCUGAGGAGGGCAAGACCACGCCAGACCAGGUGGUCCUGUCAGAGCUCUAUGCCACCGGCUUCCAGCGUUCGUUCUCUGACGACGACGAUCUGACCAGCGUUGCUGAGAGUGAUGUGGUCUAUGCCUUCCAGGCUCCGCCCCUCCACACACGGGCAGGCUCCACGCGAAUGUCGGGCUUCCACCACAGCCUCCCAUCCUCGCCAUACACCUCAGGGCCAGAGGGUCAAAGGUUACCCCCAUCGACCACUCUGUCCUCAGAGUUUCUGAACCACGGUGGCUCCACCAAGGUCCUCCUCGUAAUCUGCAACACGGCAGGCUCCGGCCAGCAGGCUGUCAGGUUCGGCCCUCCCUUCCUCAUGAGAGAGGAGCGUACCUUGUCCUGGGACCAGCUCCAGCAGAGUAUCCUCAGCAAGCUCUAUUACCUGAUGCUGAACGGAUCACAGGCUCAGAAUGCAGGGUUGCUGUUCAAGGUCAGAGUGGUGGGAGGAUCUGCCUCCUACAGCUACCUGUCCCCACAAGAUGGACGCCCUCUCUUCCACCCUGCCGUGGACAGAGCCCUGAAGUUAUGUGGCCCAGGAGGACCACCCCACGUGAAGCUGGUGAUUGAGUGGGAACACAAGAUCAAAGAAUGUCUGUUUGGUAACAUCCAGGAGGAGGUGGUGAAGGACUCAGAGAGUGUGAGAGUCCAGCAGCAGCAGCACCUGCAGCAGCACAGCUGUACCCUGGACGAGUGCUUUCAGCUCUACACCAAAGAGGAACAGCUGGCCCCAGACGACGCAUGGAAGUGUCCCCACUGUAAGCAGCUCCAGCAGGGCAUGGUGAAGAUGUCCCUUUGGACCCUCCCCGACAUCCUCAUCCUCCACCUCAAACGCUUCCGACAGGUGGGCGAGCGGCGCAACAAGCUGUCCACCCAGGUGCGCUUCCCCCUGGCCGGGUUGGACAUGGCCCCCCACGUGGUGAAGAGGUCCCAGAGCAUGAGGAACCUGGGGGACCUGGGACCCUGGCCCCCCACAUGGAAACAGCCUGAAGGCAGCAGUCAUCAUAUUAGUCACCCAGACAUGGCCCUGCCUCCUGACUUCCUCUAUGACCUCUAUGCAGUGUGUAACCACCAUGGUGGGAUGCACGGCGGACAUUACACAGCGUACUGCAGGAACUCAGUGGACGGCCAGUGGUACAGCUAUGACGACAGCAGUGUGGACCUGGUGCCUGAGGAGGAGGUGUGUACCAGGGGGGCCUACAUACUGUUCUACCAGAGACGUAACGUCAUCCCCCCCUGGUCCGCCAGCAGCUCAAUCAGAGGCUCCACCAGUUCCUCCAUGUCGGACCACUGGCUGGUCCGUCUGAAUGGGGACAGUAAGAGGGGUAGUCUGGUGUCCCGCUCCUCCACCACCUGCCCCUCCUCUGUCCACGACUCCCCGGAGUCCCCCGUCUUCCUUGAUGACCCACCCAGAGAGGAGGAAGGUGAGGGGCCUGGGAAACAUGAGAUGCAUGGUAAACCAAAGAAAGGUGGUUUUGAGACCAGGCCGUUCGUACGGGGCAUCCAGGGUCGUAGCGUCAGCAUGAGGACCCCCACUAAGAACAAAGAGACACUGAACAAGGUCUUCCCGCUACGCUGGUCGUUCGGCUCCAAGGACCGCCAAAAUAUUGCAGCCGAGGCCGCCCCUGCUCCCAUCCCCACCCCUGCCCCUGUGGAACUGGUGGAGUACCUAGAGUCUGGAAGAAGACCUCGCUGCACCAAGGACUCUAUAGUCAAUUUAAUGACGGGCUCUGAGAGCCGGAAGGGUCCUGCCAUCAGCUCCCCCAGUGUGGGAAGCAGCCUGAACUGCAUGGGACAAUCAGAGUCUCCGCAGAUGCCAGAGGGCCAGAGAAAACCAGUCACAGACAAGACAGGGAGUCUGAGACGAAGUAGCAAAGGGUCCCAUCAGCAGCAGAGAGACCAGGGGGACCAGAGAGACCAGGGGGAUCAGAGAGACCAGAGAGACGAGGGUAGGAUGGGCAGUAGUAGUAGUACUAACACUCUGACCAGGAGGAAUACCAAGAAGAGUAAGGAGAAGGACCAGGGAAAGCCCCAAGAGGCCCCUUCUAGGAGGGGGUCUAGUGCAGGCGUCCAGUCCAGCUCCAGCACCCACAGCCUCAGGGACAGAGACUGGGAAGGCACCCUGAGGAGAGGGGCCAAGGGCCACCAGGACCCACCACCAAGGGACUGUCUGGUACCACCUGAGGGAGAAAAGAGAAGGAAGGGUGAGAAGGUAGAGGAGGCCUCCAAGAGCCACGAGGGGCUGCUGUCUUUCUUCAAAAGCAACUUCAAGAAGAAGGACAAGGAGUCGUCAUCGUCUCGCAAGUCCGACUCUGGAAAAGUUGGUGACGUCGGCGGGUCCAGCACCUCCCAGCUGUCCCUGUCCAGUGGAGCCCCAGGCGGGGCCACGAAGACGGGGGAGGCGAAAUCCAACGGAGCCCCCCGCAACGGGAGUGCCAAUCAUCUCGGAGACGAGCUACCCAAUGGUAAAGCCAGACGCGCCGCUGCUGCCCAUAUAAAACGCUCUCAGAGCUCAUCCAACAUCCCCAGCAAGGAGGAGUCUAGCAUGCGAAGGACCGCCUCUUUACACCGCAAAGGGCUGUCCCAUGACGUGGCUCCGCCCCCUCGCAGCCUCACAGCAGAGACGCCCUCCUACGGUACCCUGCAGAGGACUCGCUAUAGUACCAACUCAUUGGGACGCAAGAGGACGGUCCCAGAGUCCAGCUUUUAGCUGACACACACACACCCUGACACACACACACCAGGGUCGUUUUCACUAGGCACCAAACAGAAGAAAUGGACUGAACAGGGAGGGAUUAUCUUUGUUUGUCGAGUAAGAAAUGCUAUGUUUUCUACAUUUUGCUACAUUGACUUUGUGCACUAAUCAAUCUGACCCUGAUCAAAGCAAUGGAGCUCCACUGGAAGGAUACUCCUGUAGCACAGAAACACAGGUAUGUGAAAACCACACAAGGUGGCGUGGAGGGGUGUAGCGUCAGUGAAAGAGCCAUUCACAGGGCCAAGGAGAACAUUUAGGAAAGGUGACACAAAGUAACAUAAACAAAAUGUCAUAUCAGAAUGAAUAUUUUCUUAUUCCAGUUUUGAUUUUAUUUAUGUGUAAAAAAAUAUUGUGACUUAACAAGUGCCUCAGUAACUGAUAUGCAGUUUUUAACCAAUGAGUUUGUGGACACCUGGUCAGCACCGGAAGCACAUGUUUUAUUCACACAACUACAUGCACACACACACACACACACACACACACACACACACACACACACACACACACACACACACACACACACACACACACACACACACACACACACACACACACACACACACACACACACACACACACACACACACACACACACACACACACAGGCAUGCACACGCACGCACACACAUUAUCUACACUCGUGUCUUAAAAUCGUAGUAAAUGAAUGGCAUUCAUCACUAUCCUCCUCGGUCGGUUUGUCCAAUAGUGGCACCUAAAGGGAUGUUAUGACGGUGUCAUGACAAUACGUUUCGUUAUUAAUGUCUACACGCUCUAGAAGAUUUGGACAAAAACAUUGAUUCAUUGGAAGUUUACAUCAGAGCUUUAAUAUGUGAUUUCCUCCUAGAUUGAACUAUGAAUGAUUUAAUAACUGGUUGUACGUGCUGCUUGCACUGCAAACUGGCUGCUAUAUAGAUUCGCACAUUGCAAGUGAAGGUUAUGAUAUUGCACUUUCUACAAUGCCAAUGGUACCGAACUCUCCCUUUCAUGCAGUAAGAAGGGGACCCUCCUAACAAUAUAACUUGGCCUACGCAACACAUCCCUCUUCAUUCUUAAACUCGUGAAAAUAUGCAGUUUGACCACACAAUCCAUUAUUAUAAAUUCAAGUACAUUUAUAUGGAAAUUUGACAUUUUUAGCACUGAAAUCUGGCUUUAUGAUUCUAAGGAAAUGACUGUGUUUUAAAUGAGUACAAAAUGACCUCAGAUUGAUCUAUUCUUGCUACCGGUAGGUAAUGUAACUUUCUGAUGCUGAUACAUUGACAGUCUGGUGUGUAGGUCUAUGCGGUACUGUAUUAGAGAGGCUAGCGGUGUCGAUGGAUUGCAUCACUAUGCAGUUCUCUAUGAAGGAGCAUGCACUGUAACAGUAAGGUCACUGUAACAGUAAGGUCGCUGUAACAGUAAGGUCACUGUAACAGUAAGGUCAUUUAUUUGAAUCAUCAGACUGUCCACUACAGUAGGCAGUAGAUGCACUGCUCCAAUCACCCCUGAAUGUCACAUACGUGUUAUUUAUCAACCUUGAUGAGCUCUUUGGCCCCCCACUUAUCCAGUCUUACUUCUCAUCCUCUCUCUCUUCACUCCUCCACAUCAAUCCGUCUAAUCUUUUUUCCAUUUUUGUUUUCAUUCCCUGUCAUCCAUGGUGUCUCUCAUCAAGUCUCUUUGGCCACUGACUAAAGGUCCCCUCUGCUCCAAUCUGCAGAGCUCUCGCCUGGCGUUAAUGGCGUAGGCGUUCGAUUGAAACACCCUCGCUCUCACUGGGUUGAAAUUAGCGGUGUAAUUGGGUCGAGUCUCUACGGUACAAUAUCCCUUCUUAAGAGUCGUUAAGGUACACCGUGGGAAGAGGCUGUAGCUACUGGCAGAGUCACGUAAUGUCUGAGUCUGAGAACCUUUUACAUUUUUCACCUGUUAGUCAUCCAUUUUCCUUCCUGAAAGCUACAGUAUAUGUACAGCUGCAGUAUAUGUACAGCUACAGUAUAUGUACAGCUGCAGUAUAUGUACAGCUGCAGUAUAUGUACAGCUACAGUAUAUGUACAGUUGCAGUAUAUGUAC
Molecule: messenger RNA, 6324 nt
Organism: Oncorhynchus gorbuscha (pink salmon)
Lineage: Eukaryota; Metazoa; Chordata; Actinopteri; Salmoniformes; Salmonidae
Product: ubiquitin carboxyl-terminal hydrolase 43-like
Exons: 16
Coding region: 394-4236 (1280 amino acids)
Biological process (GO): protein deubiquitination
Molecular function (GO): cysteine-type deubiquitinase activity
Source: RefSeq, a predicted model, not a curated record